This is a messenger RNA of Scomber scombrus (Atlantic mackerel), 7824 nucleotides long. RefSeq names its product fibrosin (gene fbrs). The transcript is spliced from 18 exons. The coding region runs from base 2123 to 6193 and encodes 1356 amino acids. NCBI's taxonomy places the organism in Eukaryota, Metazoa, Chordata, Actinopteri, Scombriformes, Scombridae. The record is from RefSeq and is a predicted model, not a curated record.
UCGCACAACUGACAAGGGUUGUGUCUCCCUGCUUUUCACCAUAAAUUUACAAUUGAGUGGAAACUUGUGAAAAGGAGGGCAAGCAGCAGGAGCGGAUCUUUUUUUGGGGAGGGUGUUACUCUCUCUCUUUAUAUAUAUAUCUGUAUGUAUGUGCGUGUAUAUGUGUGUGUGAGUGUGUUUUUUUUAUAUCUGCACACUGGAUAAUUUUUCUUUAACGAGACACAGAAACAACCAUUGAGUGGAAACCAUCGGCGAGAAGAGAAGAGGUUCAACUUCUCCUCCUCUUCUCCCCAUAACAUUUGGAUUUAUACACGUACACAAGCGUUGUAAAGGAAGCUGCAUGAAGGAGCUGCCCGGCCCGGCGGGGGCUCGGCCGACACCCUCGUUUAUGGAAAUCGACACCGAGGCUUUAACACUCGGGCCUUGAUUUUUUUUUCUUUCUUUUUAUGACGGAGGAUAAUCGUGAAGAAGAAUUAUAUGUGGAUACGCGAUAUAUUAACACUCUACGGAUGAUUUAUUGAUUAAAAUUAUCCAGUUUUUCCAAAUUUUUUUGGGACAAAUUGAUCGGCUAACAGCUGCUAGCUAGCCCGGAGAGCUAACGUUACGUCUUUCUUUUGAUGCAGCCGUGUACUCCUCGGCCAUCAACUAAAAAAAUAAUAUAAUCUAAUUGUUACACAUUAUAAGUCAAAUUAGCUUCUUGGUGUACUAUCCAAAAUUAUCCAAACAUCAUCUUUUUUUUUUUUUUGGUACAAGAAUAUAUGUUUAUUCUUCGGGCAAAUUGUAUUGUGAUGUAUUGAGCUAGUUCAUGCUAUGCUAUGCUACAAACGGCUAAUUAACCGUCACUAAACUAAACAUUAGCUGGCUUUAAAUAUAACCUUCUUAUUUCAGGUUUAUAUCCAAAUUCAAAACAUAAUAAGGGUUAAGCUUGUGUUCGUACUAUCCUACAAACGGCAAAUUAACAGUCACCUAAACUAAAUGUUAGCUGGCUUUAAAUCUGAAGUGUUUUUUUAAUAUAACGUACUUAUUUCAGGUUUAAAUUUACAUUUAAAACAUAAUAACGGUUAAGCUCGUGUUCAUUCUAUCCUAUAACGGCUAAUUAACCGUCACCUAAACUAAACGUUAGCUCGCGUUUUGUUAAAAAAAGAAAUUACGUUAUUAUUUCAGGUUUAAAUCUAAAUUAAAAACAUACUAACGGUUAAGCUCGUGUUCAUACUAUCAUGCAAACGGCUAAUUAACCGUCACUUAAACGUUAGCUGGUGUUUUUUAUUUCUAAUAUAAUGUUCUUAUUUCAGGAUUUAAUCUAAAUAAAUUCAAAACAACGUUGAAGCUCGUGUUCAUGCUAUCCUACAAACUGCUAAUUAACCGUCACCUAAACUAAACGUUAGUUGGCUUUAAAUCUGAAGUGUUUUUAAAUCUGAAUUAAAAACAUAAUACAGUUAAACAUAUGAUUACUGGAUAAUGUCUACCAGUGCGUUAACAGUAACUGUAACGUCGUGUAUGUAUAUGUAGGGUUAGUGGCCUUUUAAAGCUAUAAGUGGCUAACUCAUUAUGCUAACAGCUUUUUUUGGGAAAUUCAACAGUUAUAUUAAGCCAUGCCAACAUAAGUGUGGUUAUCAUUUUUGAAAUAGACACACUGGUACAUUAGACAUUUAUUAUCUGCAUUUAAAAAAAAUAAGUCUUGUCUUUAUUUUUUUGUUGUUUACAUGCGUUUAACUUAUUUUUGGGCUUGUGUGGCUAGCUAGCUGCUUUAGUUAGUUAGCCGUCAGCAGCCAUGUCCUGAUAUUUUAUACACGAUUAAGGAUGUUUUAAAUAAAUUCACGCAUCCCUUUUUUCUCAUGUGGAAUUAAAGUUCGUGUUCAUAUUCACUGAGAUGACACUCAAAUUUCGCCGAAAGAAAGGCUCCGAAGCCAAAAGACUGUUGUCAAAGGACGGUAAAUAAUAGCCACUGGUUCCGUUAACGCCAUUUUAACCGGCGCUCCUCUGCUUAUAAAGGGGCCUGUGUGUGUGUGUUUGGUGGAGGGGAGGGGAGGGUGGGGGGGAGUUGAGUUUAAGUGCCUUUUUAAUAUUUUUUGGAGGUGUCACUGGAGUUACUAAAAGAGGAAGGUGCUGUUUGAUCAUCAUCAUGGAGGGCCUGAGCCGAAGCACUGGACCCAGGCGGAGCCGUCGGUCCCGUUCACAGCGAGACAGGGACCGGCGGAGGAGGCGAGUGGACCUGGCCGAGCAGAGGGCCACAUCCCUGUCCUCAGGCUCCGACAGAGAGGCGUGCGGCACCAACAGUGUGCUGGGUCCCGGUGGGAGAGAGUGCAGACCCGGGUUUGGGAGACACAGGCCGCCACGCCGGAGGAAGAGGGAGUCGGUGUCCUGCGAGGAAGACAUCAUCGAUGGCUUCGCUAUAGCCAGUUUCAUCAGCCUGGAGGCUUUGGAGAUGGACUGCUCUCUGAAGCCCACUCAGCGCAGCGACAUGCUGGGGAGGAGAAACAAGGGGAAGAGAGGACCGGAGGAGAACGGCGGAGGUCCUCUCUCAGAGCCGGAGGAAGGAGCUCCACACAGCUACUCCAGCAGCUGUUGGAAGAGCCGAAAUAAGAGGAGAAAGAUCGAGGGACACCCUUUGGAGACUGGCUACAUCUGUGACACUGAGAGUGAUACAGGAGACAAGGCCUCCGACAACGACAUGGAUCCAGUGUUCACAGUCAGCACAAGGAAAGUCGCGGAGCCGGCCCCCUCAAACAUGGGCACAUCCAUGGGCAAAAUCUGCCCGCCUCUCCCGGCCCGCAGCGGCGUCUCCCGGCUGAUGGUGACCCCGAGAGUUUCCGGCCUGGAGCGAAGUCAGGAGAAAAACCUGGAGCCGCAUUUCCCAGAGCCCGUUGCUUCUUCUACCUCGUCUGCCUCCUUCUCUUGCCUGCCUUCCCCGGUCGCGGCCUCGGGCACGAUGCCCCGCCACAGCCCGAUGAACACUAACGGCGGCCGCCACAACGGCAGCCCGCCGCUCUCCAAACCCAAACCCUUCCUCACAUUGCCUGGACGGUCUCACUCGAUCUACAACAGGAGCAACACGCCAGUCAAACCUCCGUCGUCUGCUUCGUCUGUUGCGUCUUCCUCGUCCUCCAUGCGGCCCCCGACUCCCUCCACCAGUGUGUCUCUGCCCUACAUCCGGAGCGCAGGAUCCUCAGGGCCCCUCCGACCCCCAUCCCGAGCCGGCUCCGGGGCCCUGUUCACGUCCUCGCCUGGCCUGCCUCCUCCUCCGCCUCUGCUACAAGUACCUCCCCACUCAUCGGCAGCAGACCAGGAAAUGCUGCGCCAAAACUUAAACUCCCACUUCUUGAACGCACAAGAGCGCGAGGGCAGACGCAGCGUCCCGGGUUCCGAGAACAACUCCGGAGCCGUGGGCCGCUCCACACCCGGAGGCCCGUCGGCAUCGGGCUCCACGCCGGGAUCGUCUGGCCGGACGUCUCAGAACCAGCCGAGCAUCCCUCUGGCCUUCCAGUUCCAUCAGCACAACCACCAGCACCAACACACGCACACGCACCAACACUUCACGCCCUUCCUGCACCCCACGCCUACCGCACCGCCUCUGUUUGAUAAGUAUCCAGGCAAAAUGGACGGACUGUACAGACACACUUUCUUCCCACAAUACCCGCCGCCGCCCUCAGUGCCGAGUAUCCAACCUGUGAUUCCUCCCGCCGGGCCUUUCAGCUCCCUGCAAGGAGCCUUUCAGCCAAAGCCUCUUGUCCCUCAGGGAUCGGGUCCUGAUAUAACGGCGCGGCUCGGUGUUGUGCCUCACCACCUGCAGCCCAAAGACCCUCGGCUAACUGAUCCAUUUGGGACAUCGUUGAAAAUCAGUAAUAAACCAGGAAAAUGGUGUGCUAUGCAUGUUUAUGUGGCCUGGAUGAUUCUAAGCCAUCAGAGAAAAGUAAAGCUGAUGCAGGCUGAUCCUCACAAGUUGGACUUCCGUACUGACCUGCUGGCCCGUCAUCUCGGCCCCGGGGGACUGGGCCCGCUGGGACCCAUGGGAGGAGCCAUGCCUCCCACUCAUGACCUGACCAGACCUCCCAGUCUGUUCUCAGCUACAGGUGCAGUCAAUCCGUCCUCAGCUCCUUUCAUGUCUCCAUCAACGCCACACUCCUCUUUCCUGGGACCAGCUGCACACUUGGAUCCGUACGGCCGAUCCCCGCCCUUCACCCCGCUGGGAGCUCUGGGUUCUGGUGCCUUUGGAGGACUAGCGGGCUCCAUGUUUGGCCCUAAAGACUCACCGGUCGGGGGCUUGUCCAACCCGAAUCAUCACGACCCGUGGAAUCGCCUACACGGCGGCCCGUCCGGAUUCCCUCCUGGACCCAGCUGGGCUAAAGGGGCGGACAAGAGGGACGAGAGGGACCGAGGGAAGGACGGAGAGAGGAGAGACAUACCCCAUAUUAAAGAUGAAAAGGACAGAGACAACAUGCUGUACGGCCGACAACCUGUGAGAAUGUCUCCAGUUGCUCCUUCCUUCAAGGCCCGCAGUAGCACCCCGGUCUCCCAAAUCAACGGCCACAGCAGCACCCCGGGGGGAAGCGGCGGGCCCAUCGAGGACCUGACGCGCAGCCUAAGCAGAGACAGAGACAGAGACAGAGAGCGCGAGCGGGACAGAGACGGGGACAAGAGGCCGCAGCCCACAGUGUCUUCGAGGGGGCCUCCGCUCGGGCCUUCGUCUUUAGUAGCAGACAGGGACAGACCGAGGUCUUCCUCAUCCUCCGUGCUCACCACCCCCCCGCCCUCCAACCGCUCGGCCCCGUCUCCUUUGGACCUUUACCCCCGCCAAAUGGCCCCGACAGCACACAGCCUCCAAAGCGAACCCUCACACUCCCAAAGAGACGGCAGCGUCCCCCCAUCAUCCUCUUCCUCCUCCGCUGCCUCCUCUUCUGUCACUUCUUUGUCUCAGGCCAAGAAGUCUGAUCGGACCACACCCGUCUCCAAACCUCCUCUGCUCCUCCCGCCGGUUAAAGUCAAAGAGGAGCGGAAAGAGGAGCCGGAGCACAUCCCCAUCACGCUGCCUCCCCCUGUAUCCAACCACAGCUUUGAGCGCCCCAACAGCCAUCCGCACCACCACAGAUCCGGUACACCUUCCUCUUCCUCUUUAUCACUGACUCCUACUCCCGGUGCUCCCCACCAUCCACCCACUCCGAACCCUCCGCAGCCUCAGCAUCCUCAGCACCCUCAGCACCAUCAACACCCUCAGCACCCUCAGCACCCUCAACACCCUCAGCACCAUCAACACCCUCAGCACCAUCAGCACCCUCAGCACCAUCAGCACCAUCAGCACCCUCAGCACCAUCAGCACCCUCAGCACCAACACCUCGCCCUACUGGACCGCUCAAGAGCCCUGGAAGCGUAUCUGGGGAGCGCAGCGGGUGCCGGCGGGCUGGUUGUGGGCCCGGGCGGUGAACGUUUCACCCACGGUCCGCAACAAGGGCCGUCGCAGGGUCCGCACAGCUUCACUUGGGACCCCUGGAGGGAGCUGGCAGCUCAGCAGCAACAUCAGCAUCGCAGGGAGGCUCUGGCGCUCCGGUCGGACCCUCACCUCGCCCUGCGGUCCGAUCCGCAUCUGGCCCGGCUGCUCCAGCAUCAGCGCCUCCUGGAUGCGGAGAGGGUCGCGGCCGUAGCGGCUGCAGCGGCGGCGGCCAACCCUCACCACCCUUCCACGUCUACCUCUUCUGCCUCCAACGUUGUCCGCCAGGAAUUCGGCCUCAUGGCUCACCACUUCGACCGCCCCCCUCAUCAGCUCGGACCGCCGGGAGGAGGCCUGAUGGACGAGGAGCAGCGCGCCCAGAUCCUGAGGGAAGACUUUGAGCGGGCUCGCAUCUUCGGCAUGCACCCGCACCUUCCUCACGGCGCUCACCUCUCGAGCCCCUCUCAUGCUGCUACUGCCGCUCACCUGGAGCAGCUCCACUCUGGCCUUCUCUCGCACCAACUCCCCCCAGGAGCGGCGGCGCAUCAGCACACCGCGGGUCUCUACUCGCGGCUGGGCCAACUACACGCACACAACGGCAUGCUGACGAAGACCCCCGCAGGUUUGGUGGGACCUAUGCCGGUGGGGGCGCCGCCUCCGCUCAUUCCGUCCAUCACCAGCCGGUCGUCCACGCCUCCCCGCGGUUCUAGACUCACGGGGCCGGGUGAGCUGGCUCUGUACAGCGCCCACAAAGACGGAGAGUCCAGAUAGUACAGGGACAACACUGGAGGAGAUUUAAGGGAAAUGUCAGGAUCACUGUGCUGCUCUCAACCUGCCCCCUCACCCCUCCUUCUUUUUUUUUUUCUCCCUCUCUUGCAAACUACUAAACCCUGCCCCAUGGUUUCACGUUAAAAACCAAGUCCCAGUGACCCUAACUGGGGUGGAGAUGAUGGUAGGGAGGGGAAAUGCAAGACUCAUCAGUGUGACUUUGAAUAUGCCCCAAUGGUUCUAUCAGUGCAAUUUAAAGGUACAUGGUUUCUGUGCAUCAUGGUGUACUUUGUUUUCAUUUUUUAACAGCUGUUGGUUAGAACAGUAAUCACUUCUGAACGCUGUAAGAAGAAGAAGAGGCAGAGGAAAGCUUUUUUUUUUUUUUUCAUUUUGUCAGGUGAAAUAUGAUCCAUGCUUAUAAUAAGCAAGCCUUUUACCAGGUGGAUUAGAAAUGACUUCCAGGAGGGAGGGGGAUGCACACUUGGUUAACUCGUUAUUAUUAUGAUUAUUAUUAUUAUUGUUAAGAAAAAAGAAAGGAAAAAACGGUCCCUCCUCUACAUCAAUCAACCCUGGUUUUUAGGUAUCGUGGAUGAGGGUUAAAUAGAAAUACAGUGGUAAAGUGGUGCUUUCUGUUCUGUUUCUGUCUUCUUUCUUUUAUUUUUUUGUCGUCAUUGUGAAAAGACACAAGAUUACUGAUGAGACCAUUUAAAUGAGAAUCGGUAAGCAUCGUACCUCAGUUUCCUGCUUUACCCAAAAAAAACUAUUUCUAACAACCCCGACCACCUCCACUUCCACUUCCACCGCCACCUCGAGCCCUCAGCUUCACUGAUAAUGAGAUUCAACCUUUUUUAUUUUGGCUUUUUUUGUUGUUGUUUUCAAAAGGAUGAAUGGCGAAAUGAACUGUGCUACACUGUGUGAGUGACCACAGUGUUUUAGAGCUUCCUGUAACUGUUUCCCAGUCUCCUCUUGACUAUAUGAGCAGGACCAGAUUAUAGUAGUCUAGAGAAAAAUUGCCUUUGUAAUUAUUAUUCUUAACAUUAAUUAUCUUCUAUAAUAAUAAAUAUAUUCACUGUUAUGUUAUUUGUCAUUGUUUCGGGUAUCAAACCCAGUACUCUCUCCUCCCCCCCACAGGUAGUAAUAUGUUUCAAAAUCAUGCAAAAAGACAAAGCAAAGAGUUUGCUUUACAGAAAAUGCUUGUGAACAUUUACGCCGUAUCCAUUUGCAACCUCUGGCCUCUUCAAAGGAUCUCAUCGGUGACUUUAUAAUGCUGAGAGAGAGAGAAAGAAAGAAAGAGAGAGCGAGAGAGAGAAAGAAAGAGAGAGAGGUUUGCUUGUGUGUCCUUUGGUUGUGUGUUCUAUCCAUUCGGGACUAUGGGAGCCUUGUACAUUGAACGUUCGAGUUGUUUCAUCAACAAAAAUAAGUUAUAUACAUGGAUAAAAGUGGGACAUCUGCUGAAGAACUGAAAAAAAAAAUGAAAAAAAGACAUAAGGACUUGUGUCAAAAGACAACUAGACAGUGGAUAUACUGAGAGGGGAAAGACUGGGUCGAUUAUUUUAAUAUGACCAUUUUAUACCUUUCAAACCCCUCCCCUAGAGACCACAAAGAUUAAUAAUUAUUAAAUGAAUUGUUGUUUA